UUGGCCAUAGGUCCAGCUAUCUGCUCCGAAGACGAAACUAAACUGGUUAAAACAAUAUUUACCGGAUACAAUAAGGUGGUUCGUCCUGUUAACCACUUCAGUGAUGCUGUUGUCGUCACAGUGGGUCUUCAGCUAAUACAGCUCAUCAGCGUGGAUGAGGUCAACCAGAUUGUGACCAGCAAUGUCCGUCUCAGACAGCAAUGGACUGAUGUGAACUUGAGAUGGAACCCAGAUGAUUAUGGAGGCAUCAAAAAAAUUCGAGUACCUUCAACAGACAUAUGGAAACCUGAUCUGGUGCUCUAUAACAAUGCUGAUGGUGACUUUGCCAUUAUCCAUGAAACCAAAGUCCUUCUUGAAUACACUGGCAUGAUAACAUGGAACCCUCCUGCUAUCUUUAAGAGUUACUGUGAGAUCAUUGUCCUGCACUUCCCAUUUGACCUGCAGAACUGUAGCAUGAAGCUAGGAACCUGGUCAUACGAUGGACUACUCGUUGUCAUCAACCCAGACAAUGAUCGACCAGAUCUCAGUAACUUCAUGGAGUCAGGAGAGUGGGUAUUAAAGGACUACAGAAGCUGGAAACAUUGGGUGUACUACACCUGCUGUCCUGACACACCAUACCUGGACAUCACCUACCACUUUCUGAUGUUGCGCUUGCCUCUUUAUUUCAUUGUUAAUGUCAUCAUUCCCUGCAUGCUCUUCUCUUUUCUCACAGGGCUGGUCUUCUACCUUCCUACUGACUCUGGUGAAAAGAUGACUCUCUCUAUUUCUGUCUUGCUGUCUUUGACCGUCUUUCUGUUGGUCAUCGUGGAGCUCAUACCCUCUACAUCCAGUGCCGUUCCACUCAUAGGGAAAUACAUGCUCUUCACCAUGGUGUUUGUCAUUGCGUCAAUCAUUAUCACGGUCAUUGUCAUCAACACACACCACCGCUCACCCAGCACGCACACCAUGCCGGCCUGGAUCCGCAAGGUCUUCAUCGAAACCAUUCCCAACAUGAUGUUCUUCUCAACUAUGAAGCGACCGAGCCAGGAGAUUCGGCAGAAGACCUUGUUUCCCACUGACAUGGACAUCUCUGACAUUUCAGGAAACCCCACACCCACCAGUGUCACCUUCCAGUCCCCCAUCGUUAAAAACCCAGAUGUACGCAGUGCCAUUGAAGGGGUGAAGUACAUCGCUGAGACCAUGAAAUCAGAUGAGGAAUCAAACAAUGCAGCAGAGGAGUGGAAGUUUGUUGCUAUGGUGCUGGACCACAUUCUUCUCUGCGUCUUCAUGGCGGUGUGCAUUGUUGGGACACUAGCUGUCUUUGCUGGAAGGCUUAUUGAGCUCAACAUGCUUUAGUGACCCUGUGUCUUGGAAAUAUGUUGUGUAUCAUGAUAGAGUAAGGUAGGUCACAUGGUCUCCUAUGCCCUUUUCUUUUCCUAGACAAUUAUGGAAUACAAAAGAGAACGCCUGCGCUUCAGGUUGUGUUGGAAAAUUGUGUGUCUCGCAGCUACAAACACAUUUGUGAGUUCUUUCGUCAUCUCUCUCAAAUGUGUUCGCACAAGCUGUGUAGUACAGGAGCAUGCACACACAUAUACACACACCUAGGGUCACCGUGACCCAAAGGACAACACAAGGGUUAAAUUAGCCCCAAGUAUUAUGGUCCCAACCCAAGUAUUAAGUAUUAUUGUCGACAAGGGUCAUACUUGAAGAAUUUCUUUAGUACUUUAGAAACUUGUGUUGUUUUUGUGUUGUUGUUGUUGUUGUUUUACAGUUUUAGUGUGACAUCACUCUGAUAAAAUAAUUACCAAUAAUGUUAACUCCUCUUUAAGGUUUUUUUUUUCUUGAAGUUAAGGCAAGAUUAUUUCUUUUCUGGAGGUUUCUGUGUUUCGAUUUUUUUUUUUAAUUGCGGUUGUAGUUCUUUGUUUCCUAAACAUAAUAUACUAUAAUGCAUAUCUUAAAUAUACAUCCAUGCAACAAGGUAAAUGAUGAUGUGAUUUUAAACAUUUUAAAUAUGCAGUAAAAAUAAAACAUCAUUAGUCACUGCUGUGAAUCUAAAUUGAA
This is a messenger RNA of Cynoglossus semilaevis (tongue sole), 2040 nucleotides long. RefSeq names its product cholinergic receptor, nicotinic, alpha 1 (muscle) (gene chrna1). NCBI's taxonomy places the organism in Eukaryota, Metazoa, Chordata, Actinopteri, Pleuronectiformes, Cynoglossidae. The record is from RefSeq and is a predicted model, not a curated record. Gene Ontology annotation, molecular function: transmembrane signaling receptor activity; acetylcholine-gated monoatomic cation-selective channel activity. Gene Ontology annotation, cellular component: postsynaptic membrane. The annotation marks the transcript as partial. Gene Ontology annotation, biological process: monoatomic ion transmembrane transport. The transcript has 9 exons.